Molecule: messenger RNA, 1296 nt
Organism: Capronia coronata CBS 617.96
Lineage: Eukaryota; Fungi; Ascomycota; Eurotiomycetes; Chaetothyriales; Herpotrichiellaceae
Product: major histocompatibility complex, class I
Exons: 2
Coding region: 1-1296 (431 amino acids)
Biological process (GO): zinc ion transmembrane transport; intracellular zinc ion homeostasis
Cellular component (GO): membrane
Molecular function (GO): zinc ion transmembrane transporter activity
Source: RefSeq, a predicted model, not a curated record
AUGGCUUAUACACGAGCCAUGCCUUCCAAGAUAAUCAAAUACAUUCUGUAUGCCUUGUGUCUCGGCCUGGCUGUUUCUGUCUGUGCAGAGACACUUCUCGGGCAAGAAAAGGAUAUAGGACUAUUGACACCCGAAGAAAUCCAAGAGAAUCUCCAGCAAUGUGCCUUUGUGCAAAACCUCUCCGAGCAUAAAGUCAAGAACGGCCCGGCUCAGACCUCUCUGACCACGAGACUUUUCGAGCUCUUGUUCCCAUCCUCGUCGCCCGCGAUCAACGCGCUUCUAGCAACAGCAUACAUUUCCGGCCCACCGAACUUCCUACUCGCACUAUGUCCACCGAACAUCGACCCAUCGUCUCUGAGCGUCAUGGUCGCCUUCGCGGUCGGCGGGUUGCUGGGCGACACUCUGUUCCACCUCCUGCCCGAGAUCUUCCUGGGCGAAGACGAGCACGACCGAGUCAAGUUCGUCAUGGUCGAACCGAAUCGCAAUCUGCUACUAGGAGUUGGGAUCAUUGUGGGGCUGGUGACGUUUAUGGCUAUGGACAAGGCUCUACGCAUCGCGACAGGAGGAGGUGGACAUUCACAUGAUCAUGACCACUCCCAUGCUUCCGCCCCAGCAAAUAGUGCGGAGGGAGCUGCAUCUACAUCAUCAGGUGUUGUAAAACAGAAAGCUGACGGCGGUGAACUACGCAAGCGCAAUGCCGGUAAAGAAGAUCACAAUGACAACGACGACAAAGCCGGAUCGGGAGCCGAACACGAUGCUACGUCUACGCCCACUAACCCGUCGGUCAAGCUGGCGGGCCUGUUGAACCUGAUUGCCGACUUCACACAUAACAUCACCGACGGGCUGGCCUUGUCCACCAGUUUCUAUGCCUCGCCUGCAUUGGGCGCCACCACGACCAUGGCCGUCUUUUUCCACGAGAUCCCGCACGAGGUCGGCGACUUUGCCCUUCUGAUCCAAUCAGGCUUUUCCAAGCGCAAGGCCAUGGGCGCUCAAUUUCUGACCGCCGUGGGUGCCUUCCUCGGCACGUGUAUUGGUAUCUUUGUCCAGGAAUACGGUGGUGCUGGGGCCGCUGACACCGUUGGACCGGUCAAGGGCAUAGCGGGCACGAGUCUGCAGUGGGGAGAUAUGCUGCUGCCCUUUACGGCGGGAACAUUCCUGUAUGUGGGAACGGUGGCUGUCAUUCCCGAGUUGUUGGAGACCGGGCCGAACAAAGGCCAAGAGCUGAAAAAGACAGCACUCCAGUUCGGCGCCAUGUUCGUGGGGGCGGCCAUCAUGGUAGCCAUCUCAUGGUCAUAA